Molecule: messenger RNA, 1091 nt
Organism: Aspergillus welwitschiae
Lineage: Eukaryota; Fungi; Ascomycota; Eurotiomycetes; Eurotiales; Aspergillaceae
Product: YbhB/YbcL family Raf kinase inhibitor-like protein
Exons: 1
Coding region: 311-931 (206 amino acids)
Source: RefSeq, a predicted model, not a curated record
CAACCUAUCUCCCACCGGAAUAUAUUUCUCUGCACGGUCCGAUAACCAGGACGGCUAAAAGCUCUUGAAGAUCUCUCUGCACGGCCCUGGUGGGUCUUGAGCCCUUCACUUCUUCCUGCCCGGAUAUUGGCUUUUAAGAUACAUUGUUUUCCUAAUCCUUCCAAGUGCGGCCCGCUAUCGGGCCCGACAUGCAAUAGGGGCGUUAUCUACAUUUCAUCGACAGUUAAAUAGUAUCGGCCAACCCAACUCAAAUCCAGCUAAUGACUUCCACAUUUCAACAAUCUCCGGCCCAAACCCAACCAAUCUAGCCAUGGAAAAACUCCCUCCUCGCCUCGAGGCCUUCCUGGGCCGUCUCUUGCGCAACAAACGAGGCCGCGACGCGAAAUUGCUCACGCGCACCAGCCCCGUCCUUCAAGCCCUUCAGCCCACCAUCGCGGUAACCUCGUCCGUGGGCCCGUCGCAAUCUCCACUACCCGCAGAAUACACCCAAGUCGGCGCGAACCGUUUCCCGCCUCUUUCCUGGACGGUACCCAACGACUCGGUGUCCGCGGAGAAAAUCAACAGCUACGUGCUCGUCGUGGAGGAUGCGGAUGCCCCGCUUCCGAAUCCAAUAGUGCAUGGGCUGUACUACGGACUUUCCAAGGACAAAACUACUAUCUCUUCAGACGAUGUCACCGUGACAGAUGCGAGCAAGAGGGCAUUACAGGGGGGAUUCCAGUACGGGGUGAACUGGCACCAGAAUGUGUGGAGUGGGCCGCGGCCGGUAUUGGGACACGGCUCCCAUCGGUAUUUCUUUCAGGUGUUGGCGUUGGGAAAGCCGCUGGAGGAGAAGCCUUGGGGGAAGGAGGAGCUGUUGGAGUGGUUGGAGAAGGAGAAGGAGAGUGUGUUGGCUUGGGGGGAGUGGGUGGGCACUUUCGUGCGGGAGCCUUAAUGGGACGGCGUGUGGAAUGAAUGAUGAACUAUGUAACUUUGGAAAAUUGGUGGAAUGCUUAAUUCUAAUUCUAAUUUAUUCAGUCAUAUAAUUUUAUGCUCGCUGACAAGUCGAUCAUCUUCGGGUAGGGGUGAUCAGGUGAUCUGAUUGUUUGUUCGCU